This is a messenger RNA of Acromyrmex echinatior (Panamanian leafcutter ant), 1460 nucleotides long. RefSeq lists its product as hypothetical. NCBI's taxonomy places the organism in Eukaryota, Metazoa, Arthropoda, Insecta, Hymenoptera, Formicidae. The record is from RefSeq and is a predicted model, not a curated record.
CGCAAUAAAAAUUAUAUGAACACCGUUAUGAGACUUCCGCAUAUCGCGGAUUUCCGAGUCAUCGCACAUAAGUAAUAAUAUCUUAUUGUUAAUGAUAUUAAAUCCAUAUUCAUAUUUUGUAGUUACUUCGUUUAAAAUAACUUAACAUUUAAGUGUUGACGUGUUGACUAUCUCGUUACGAGAAGUAAAUUUCUGCCCGAUUGAAGCGUAUCAUCCCUUAUCUCCUAAAGUUGUCUCAUCACAGUGGAUUAAACGCACGCGUAUAUUGUAUCUAUUUUCCCUGAUUUGUCCUCUGCGUUCAUCGCGAACUAGACGUUACACUCCCGCGUGGGUGUUAUUAUGUCGACCCUUCCGUAAUUUACAUGCGCUCUGUUCUAGACGACUCGCAAAAUGGUCUGCUUCCUGCGCUCUCGGCACCCGCAAUCACGACAAAGUCUAUCCGCAGUAAUGCACACGCUGGAACGUCCACCGUGUAUUACACUCCGCAGAAAUAUAGGCAAGAUAGAGAUCACGAUAUAUUGUUCUUCCAACUCUCAAUAAAUUUCGUAGACAUAGAACAAAAUCGACAGUCACAUGGAAAUCAAAGUGGAACCGACCCUUCAGUGUUACGUCGAGGAGGAGCACGAGAACAGCUUUUCGAAUUUGGAAAAUGCCAGCACGAUUCCGUCGAGUGUCGACGUGGGCGCGUUGAAUUUGUGGACCAGCAAGGCCACCACCUGCCUGAUCAGCCAGUACAAGAAGUAUCGAUCGUUGGUCGGACAAUCGACGCAGAUCAGGAGUCUACGAGAGAUGUUCGAGAUGAUAUCGCUGGAGAUGCAGAAUUACGGAUUCUACUUUAGUCCGCAGAAAUGUGAGAAUAAAUGGCGGGUUCUCGAGCGCAAGUAUAAAAACCUCGUGUUCCGCGAACGGCUGAAAAAACCGGGCAGGAUGCGACAUUACGGACAGUGGGAACACAAACGCGCCUUGGACGAGAUCUUCAAUGAGAAGAGGCAUGUAUAUCUAGAGGCGAACGAGUUGCAGCCGUCAAGCGGAUCAACUAAUCUCUUGAUUCAUCCAAAACCAGGUUGCGAUCAAGGCAGCGACUCGCUUGACGAUCGACAACGCGAAGAUCCUUUAGCUCCCAUGACCAAUGAGAAAGACGGUGAAACAUUGGAACGUAAAGAAAUUUUGACGUCAUUAUUCGAAAAAUUUAUAGAGGAAAUGGCAAAGAAUUUUGCAUUGGCUGAAAAGAAUAAAGAGAGGCGGCACAAAGAGAAAAUGGCUGUAAGACAUAAGGAAUUGGAACUCAAGAAGCAGCUUCUCAAGCUAAAAGAACAGAAGAUGGAAUUACAAAGAUGCCAAAUGAUUGCUGCCGCACAGAAUUUGCGUUUGAAUAUAAAAUGAUAUGCGUCGCUUGAUUGCAAAUAUAUAAUAAUUUAUAUCUACAUUGUUUUAAAAAAGGCAACAAAUUUCAUGUAAUG